AAUUGUUGCACGUCGAUAUUGACGCCGGCGCCACCUUUUGAGCAAGCCAAGAAGCUACAAUGAUGACAGUGGAAGCCAAUCCUGUUGUCAUUUCAUUCAGUUCUGUCAAUUACAGCUGAGCGCGACUCCAGUUAAACCUUCAAGAGUUUGAGUUGUGAAAAUCGGAGCAAGACCAAUGUGGUCGUUAAGUAACGAAGGGUUUUGAGAAUGGGAGUGCGCUAGAUGUGAGCCCAGCACAACGCCCCGUUGCCCCUUUUAGCGCCCUGCAAAAUGCCCCCAAUGAAAGAGAGUGACCAAGCGACGAGCCUCUGCAGAACCACCCUUGAACACCACUCCAAAAUUUUGCAAAACCUGAAUAAACUGCGACAGAACACAACAUUCUGUGAUGUUGAGGUCUCUGCCGGUGAUGGAAUUUCCAUCAAGGCCCACAGGGUCGUUCUGUCAGCCAGCACGCCUUACUUUGAAGCCAUGUUCAGCAGAGGCCUUAUCGAGGAACGCCAAUCAAAUAUCAUCCUCCACUCCAUCAACGGUUACAUUCUUAGGAUUCUCAUUGACUUCAUUUACACAGGAGACGUGCGAAUUACCCGGGACAACGUCCAAGAUGUCAUGGCUGCAGCUGACAUGAUACAGUUGAAAGAUGUGGUCACAACGUGCACUCAAUUUAUGAAAUCUGAGCUGCACCCCAGCAAUGCUGUUGGAAUAUACAGAUUCGCUGAGGUUCACAACUUCAGGGAGUUGAUAACGGCUUCCACCAAGUACAUCCAGGACCACUUCACCCUCGUCUGCUGCGAGGAAGAGUUCCUAGAGUUGCCAAAAGAACAGCUUUGCUACUUCCUCUCCAGCGAAUAUCUAAAAGUCGACAGCGAGUUUCAAGUAUUUGAAGCAUCAAUGAGAUGGUUCAGCCAUGACGUAAUCCAGAGGCGGCGAUACGUCUUUGAAAUUUUGAAACCCAUUCGCUUGCCCCUUCUGCCGACCACCCUCUUAGAAAAAGCAAUCAGUGAGUGCAUAGAUGUCAGUCUGAAAGUGGCCUUGAAGAGCGUGAGGAAUGACUUGAUCAUGAAGAAGGGGAGCUUGGUGCCGCUCAGUGUUUCGCCUCGCAUCGCAGCCAAGAAGGACAUUUAUGUCAUCGGAGGAUCAAAAAGAGAGAUAAUCAGUACAUGGACCAGAUCAGAGUGCACAUACACUUCAAUCGAAUGCUUUGACACCUUCAAACAGCAAUGGUGUCCAAGAAAAUCCAGUAUGGCCAUCGGUCGAAUUCAGCCGGGUGUAGUGGCACUUGACGGUCUCAUUUACGUUGUCGGAGGAGAGCAGGAUUCACAGAUAUUAGCCAACGGAGAGGUUUACAAUCCAAGAGAUGACACUUGGGCGAGCGUUGCUAGUAUGGUCGUCCCUAGAUGUGAAUUCGGACUCUGCGCUCUGCAUGGAUAUCUUUAUGCCAUUGGAGGGUGGGUCGGCGAGGACAUAGGGGGCAGCAUCGAACGGUACGACCCUCUGGAAAAUGUUUGGGCUCUGGACGGGAGUUUACCUGCUCCAAGAUUCAGCAUGGGCGUUGUUGCAUAUCAAGGGCUGAUAUACAUUGUGGGUGGUUGUCUUCACAACAAACGACACCUGACAGACCUCAUCAGCUAUAAUCCAGUCACCAGCGAAUGGGUGACUUUAGCCCCGAUGUUGGUGCCAAGAAGUCAAAUGGGAGUUGCUGUGUUGAACCAUUUUCUCUACGUCGUCGGAGGUAUCAACAGACAACAUGAGGUUUUGCAGUCAGUGGAGCGCUACAAUUUUUUAGAGGAUAAAUGGACUGAAGUUCCUGCUCUCAAGAGAGGCCGCGCCAGCCCAGCUGUAGCGGCUGCCGAUGGCCUUUUGUAUGUCAUGGGUGGUGACCAUUCUCACGAAGUCAACUUCUACCGAGCUCGCAUCACAAUGACCAGUGUCGAGUGCUUCAACCCAUUGACUAACGCUUGGACUGACCGCCCUCCUCUUCCAGAGAGUCGCAGCGAGGCUGGGUCAGUUGUCGUGUAGCACCAAGUCGAGUCACAACGCCAAUCAAUCAUUCAUAACUCAAGUUCAUUUGUAUUGCUUUUGUUAUAAUCUGGGAGCGAGGUAUAAUGAUGUCAUACCAUUUUAAUUUGACCACUUUGCUACUCUGAAUACUUCGGCGCACAUUACAAAAAGCAUUUUUAAUUAUUGCAAAGAUUUAACCGCGUUUAGGGUUAACAAUUGAGCCUUCGUGUAUAGUUUUCAAUCCUGUCUUAAAUAUUUCCACAUCAGCUAGUGUUAACCAUGUAUGUAUUAAUGUAUCUUAUUUUCAUUUAAUUGCUGUGAAAUUGUUAGAAAAGUGAUUUGUUUAAAUGGAAAAUUCGUCUAUGCUGCAAAUUCACAAGUUUGUUAACUUUAUGAUCUUAUUUAUCGUCAAAAAUUCCUAUUUGAGUCAUUACUAUAGAAUAAAAUGAUGGUAAUAAAACAUAAUUAUUCAUAUUAUCAGCUCUAAAUUGCCUCAAUUCUCUGUUACUAAUCCUCAAGGUGAGAAAUUAACUUGUCAAUUGGAAAUGCAAUAAAAAAUGCGCACUUAAGAUGGCGGCAUUGUUGAUAGCUUUAUUGCAUACUUUUUACAUAAUAUAAUGUAUGUUUUUUAGACACAACUAAUUUUAAAUCCCUGGCAUGUGACGACGCCUCUGGCAAAUCAAUUUCUACUGACGGGAUGGUCGGUCGUUUUACUUGUUUUUCAGCUCAGGUCCCCAGUUAAAGAAGAACAAACCAGAGCUCUUUGC
Cloeon dipterum is the source of this 2765-nucleotide messenger RNA. Its product is annotated as actin-binding protein IPP. Bases 271 to 2016 code for a protein of 581 amino acids. The transcript is spliced from 9 exons. Gene Ontology annotation, molecular function: protein binding. Lineage: Eukaryota; Metazoa; Arthropoda; Insecta; Ephemeroptera; Baetidae. The record is from RefSeq and is a predicted model, not a curated record.